AUGUCAAUGAAAGAGGAUUAUUACGAUUACCUUUUUAAAAUUGUCCUAAUUGGAGAUUCGGGAGUAGGAAAAUCAAACCUGCUUUCCAGAUUUACAAGGGACGAAUUUAACUUAGAAAGUAAAAGUACGAUAGGCGUAGAAUUCGCUACAAAAAGUAUUCAAUUAAAAAAUGAUAAAAUUAUAAAAGCACAAAUAUGGGAUACAGCAGGCCAAGAAAGAUAUAGAGCCAUUACCUCGGCAUAUUAUCGAGGGGCAGUAGGGGCUUUGCUAGUUUAUGAUAUAACUAAAAAAAAUACCUUUGAAAAUAUUGAAAAAUGGUUAAAAGAAUUAAGAGAUAAUGCCGAUUCAAACAUUGUUAUUUUAUUGGUUGGUAAUAAAAGCGAUUUAAAGCAUUUACGUGUAAUAAAUGAUAAUGAUGCAACCCAGUUUGCAAAAAAAGAAAAAUUAGCUUUUAUUGAAACCUCAGCUCUUGAAGCUACGAAUGUGGAAUUAGCAUUUCACCAGUUAUUAAACGAAAUCUAUAAUGUCAGACAAAAAAAACAAGCCACAAAAAGUGAAGAUAAUGUAAACAUACAACCACGAGGAAAAAAAAUUAAUGUGGACGAUGAUAAUGAUGAAAAUGAAAAAAAACUCAAAACAAAAUGCUGUUGA
Molecule: messenger RNA, 651 nt
Organism: Plasmodium vinckei vinckei
Lineage: Eukaryota; Apicomplexa; Aconoidasida; Haemosporida; Plasmodiidae
Product: ras-related protein Rab-11A, putative
Exons: 5
Coding region: 1-651 (216 amino acids)
Cellular component (GO): endosome
Molecular function (GO): GTPase activity; GTP binding
Source: RefSeq, a predicted model, not a curated record